CCUCUCCAGUUUUUGAACACACCGUUGUGAGCAAGACAAGACAAAUCGCUAGAAGGAGCAAACGCGCUCGGUACCCAGCAGCAAGACACCUCCGCUAGGGUUUUCCCCCGCCGACCAGGCAUUGCGGAGGCAGCAAGCCACGCCACAGCGAGCCGUAACGGGACCUCGGCGUCGGCGGGGCGCCACCACCGGCGGCGUCGGCUGAUUUUGAUGGUGGGUUGCGCUGCUGGGGCUCAGAUCUGAGAUAUGGCCGACGGCGGGGGCGAGGAGGGGAAUGCUUCGGCGCACAAGGGCUCCGCGCGCCGCCGGGGCCCGGUGCCGGCGGGCCUGGACGCGGACGACCUCCUCACACUCAUGCACGGGUCGGAUCCCGUCAAGGUCGAGCUCAACCGGCUUGAGAAUGAAGUCAGGGAUAAGGAUAGGGAGCUGGGCGAGGCGCACGCGGAGAUAAAGGCGCUGCGGCUGUCGGAGAGGGCACGGGAGAAGGCCGUCGAGGAGCUCACUGCUGAAUUAGAGAAGGUGGAUGAGAAACUCAAGUUGACAGAAUCUCUCCUUGAAAGCAAAAACCUAGAACUGAAGAAAACAAAUGAUGAAAAAAAGGCUGCUUUGGCUGCCCAGUUUGCAGCUGAAGCAACACUACGAAGAGUACAUGCAGCUCAGAAAGACGAUGACAUGCCACCUAUUGAAGCCAUCCUUGCGCCACUUGAAGCAGAGUUAAAGCUUUCUAGGAAGGAGAUCGCAAAGCUCCAGGAUGACAAUAGAGCUUUGGACCGUUUAACAAAGCAAAAGGAGGCAGCACUGCUAGAAGCGGAAAGGACUGUACAAAUCGCAAUGGCUAAAGCUGCUAUGGUUGAUGACAUGCAAAAUAAGAACCAAGAGCUGAUGAAGCAAAUUGAAAUUUGCCAGGAAGAAAAUAAGAUCUUGGAUAGGCUGCACCGCCAAAAAGUUGCGGAAGUAGAAAAGCUGAGUCAAACUGUGAGAGAGCUGGAAGAGGAUGUUCUGCAAGGUGGUGCAACUGCCAAUGUUGUUAGAGAUUACCAACGGAAAGUUCAAGAAAUGAAUGAAGAAAAGAAAAUUCGUGAUCGUGAACUUGCUCGAGCAAAAGUUACUGCAAAUAGGGUUGCUGUUGUGGUCGCAAAUGAGUGGAAAGAUGCUAAUGACAAAGUAAUGCCUGUUAAACAGUGGCUUGAAGAGCGAAGGUUCCUGCAGGGUGAGAUGCAGCAACUUCGGGACAAACUUGCUAUUGCCGAGAGAACUGCUCGAUCGGAAGCUCAAUUAAAGGAAAAGCUUCAGUUGCGCUUAAAAGUUUUAGAAGAAGGUUUGAGGGGCCCUCCAAGUGGUUCUAGUCGUCCUCCUAUGGAAGGAAAGAGUUUAAGUAAUGGACCUCCCCGUCGACUUUCACUAGGUGGUGUUGACAGUAUCUCCAAAAUCUCUCCGAACGGUGUGUUAAUGAGGAGGUCUCCGUCUUUCAAUUCAAGAUCCUCCCUCUCUACCAGCAGUUGUUUGGUCCUGAAGCAUGCAAAAGGAACUUCAAAGUCAUUCGAUGGUGGUACCAGAUCAUUAGACCGAGGAAAAGUUCUCGGGAGUGGGCCUCAUUCACUCAAUAGAUCUACGGAUGCGGUUAAAGAUUGUGAAACGGCUGACAAUUGGAAGGCUAAUGCAGAAGAAAAAAGUAAUGAAAUCACAAACAAUGAUUCAGCUGAUAUGGUCUCUGGCGUACUCUAUGACGUGCUGCAAAAGGAGGUAGUUUCCUUGAGAAAGGCAUGCCAUGAGAAAGACCAAACUCUAAAGGACAAAGAAGAUGCAAUAGAGAUGCUAGCAAAGAAAGUAGAUACAUUACAUAAAGCAAAGGAAGUGGAGGCUAAAAAGAAGAGGCAAGAGAUAGCUGCUCUGGAGAAAAAAUUUGCUGCAGUGUGCCUUGAACAAGAACGACUUGGUAAUUUGAGAGGACCUGGAACUUCUCAGACGGUUUCAGGAAGAACUGCAUCGCGGGGUGGAUUGACGCGCAACCUCCAAUAGCAUACAUCUAACUUCAGGCAGGCAUGGAAUUCGUCGAUAGGCUUCAUUUCCAUUGUAUUUCUUCCCCUGUUCUUAUUCGUUUUGUGAUCAAAUAGCACAGAUGACCCUGCGAUACCUAGACGGGGGGAAAAGAGUAGGUUUUCAUCUGACAUGACUUGCUUUUAAUGUAGUGAAGGUAUAUCCUUCAGUGGGUGAGGUUUAACCUUGCGGCAUGCCCUCAUUUUGUCGAGGCAGUGCUGUGGUGGUUGUAUAGGUUGGAUGAUCCUGUGCCUUUCUAUAUGUAGUGGAGCUAGUGUGUUUGUGUUGCAUGUCCGGGUUGUGAAUAUGUCAUUGUAGUAUUCUGCUGUGGUUUCUCCUUUCUACCCGAUUUGUUUGCCCUUGGUGGUUC
This is a messenger RNA of Sorghum bicolor (sorghum), 2407 nucleotides long. Its product is annotated as microtubule-associated protein 70-2. The transcript is spliced from 11 exons. The record is from RefSeq and is a predicted model, not a curated record. Gene Ontology annotation, biological process: cytoskeleton organization. Gene Ontology annotation, molecular function: microtubule binding. NCBI's taxonomy places the organism in Eukaryota, Viridiplantae, Streptophyta, Magnoliopsida, Poales, Poaceae. Bases 247 to 2019 code for a protein of 590 amino acids.